GAAAUUUAACUUUUGAGUAGAAAUGUGAAUGCUGACGCAUGCGCAGAGGACGCUUAGAAAAAGAGGGGUGGCCUCUCGCAUCAUGUUAUUUCUAUCACGUUUUCCGCUUACGGACGUUAUAUGGCAGGUAUGGCAGUGCCCAUUCCAGUUGAUUCCAGUUAGAGUAUAGUUCAAUGAUGUCAGCACAGUAUAUUAUAUUGUAAGUUAGCGGCUGUCUCCGCUAACCUCCUCUGUUAGUUCAAGCGUCCACCGCUAGGGGCGCUAGUGCAGCGCCAUAUUGCAACGUCAUACUGAUACUGUGUAGGUAUUGGCUCAGCGUCAGCCUGAGCCCCGGAUUGGCUGCGACGGGCGAUUACCGCGCACCCGUGCUUUCGAGAGGGAACUCGUGCGGGCAAGCAAGCGUGCGUGUGUGUAACGGACUCGUGUCUCUUAGUCGCCGUUCGCGUGUACAGUCGGGCCUGUCCGACAUCUUGCGUAUCAAUGUAACGCGCCUUCUGAUAUUAAACCGUUGUGUUAACGUUAAACGUGUCUCUUGGCUCAUUCCACACCUCGCGGUGAUGCCCAGUGUUUCCGCCUUCCUCCCUCCCCUCUUGAUCCAGGCAUAGCCUCUGAAGUGUCGUCCAGACUUUCCUCUUCCAGGCGCCUCGUUCAAAUCCUCCUGACAACCCUACAAAAGCAACAUAUAAUGGAGGAGAAAAGAGAAGUACCAUUUACACUAAGACAACUUUUAGCAGUUGAUGCUUAUUUAACUAAUGCUUUCGUUAACUGGGCAGAGCAAGUUUUAUUUUUAAGACAAUUGAAAACAUAUCACAAAGUUUUAGACAUAUCAUGUCAUAACUUAAUAUGGCUGAUAACUAAUCUCAUGCUUAUCUGGGUUUUGAACAAUUCAAAUUUAUAUCAAAUACAAGUUAAUCUUAUAAUAGGUUUGACGCUCACCAUUAUUUUAGUUGCUUUUCUAAAAGCAGCAACAAGAAGGAGACGGCCUAUAACGACCAGUGACAGUUUUGCUCUUGAAAAAGAUUCCUUUCCAUCUGGCCAUUCAACAAACGCAGCAUUUAUUACAUAUUUUUUUCUUUAUCUAUGGCCUGUAUCUUUCAUAUGCAUACCAUUCUUGUUAGCAUGGUCCUUUUCAGUAUGCAUGUCCAGACUUUUGACGAGAAAACAUUAUAUAGCUGAUGUUUUGGCAGGAAUAGCUCUUGGUAUGUUGCAAGGUUUGCUACAAGGAUACAUAUAUCUAGAGCAAGACACUUGCACCAGGUUAGUUUGGUGGAUUACAGAUGAAAAAAUAUCUGGAGCCGAAUAUGAUGUUUGAUUAUAUUGUUCUAUGCAAGAAAAUAAUCUACUUUGUUUCUUUUUUUAUUGAUAUCUCGAUUAAGUAUGUACAAUUAUACGAAUGCUAAAUUAGAUAAUUGGUAUUUUCAUCAAAAUAUUUUUAAGUGAUACACAAUUAUGUAUACAUAAUAUAGAUUAAAUAAUGCCUAAAAGCAAGUGAUAAACACGAAAAAGUAAAAGUUGAUGUAUAAAAGGAAGUUGCUAUAAAUAUUUUUAUAAUAUAGCAAAAUUGUUUUUUAAAAUAAAUAUUUUGUAACUA
Solenopsis invicta (red fire ant) is the source of this 1591-nucleotide messenger RNA. RefSeq names its product phospholipid phosphatase 6. Gene Ontology annotation, molecular function: sphingosine-1-phosphate phosphatase activity. Bases 686 to 1312 code for a protein of 208 amino acids. The transcript has 4 exons. The record is from RefSeq and is a predicted model, not a curated record. Lineage: Eukaryota; Metazoa; Arthropoda; Insecta; Hymenoptera; Formicidae.